AUGAGUAGUGCGAAUUCGCAGCCGAAGCGUAGCAAACCUGACAAGGGCACCAAUGUUGCCAAGAAGAUGGCGGUGGUGGCUGUAAAAGCUUCCAGGGAGAUUCCCAGAACGGCCCUGGUGUGGGCUCUAACUCACGUAGUUCAGCCCGGCGAUUGUAUAACUCUUCUGGUUGUGGUUCCAGCUCAAAGUUCAGGUAUACCUCUAGUCGAUACCUAUUCCGCUUCUUACUUCUUGCUUUCCCUUGGUAGAUGUCAACUAUUUCUUUCACCUCAGGUGCUGUUGUGCCAAUCCUUCAAGUCACUUCUAUUUGACCCUCCUUUUGCUGUGUCGAAUGAAUCCAUUUUCUUUGUUUGAUUCUGUGAAACAUAAUUUGGUUGAUUCUGUGAAACACAAUCGGCCAUUUUUAAGAUUCCAUCUUGCUGUUUCCUUUUGCCACGUAAUCAGCGUCGUAAUUUACUUAUUUUAUCAUUUCCUUCUGUUUAGAAGUGACUUCUAUCAAAUGUCUUAUAAUUCGACGUUGAUAGGUUUUAGUAUAUCAACGUGAGCAGCAUUCUUCCGACUGCUUAGUAAAAUGAUACAUAAUUGCAGCAAGCGUCCUACAUGUUACUUAAAAGUUUUUGAUAGGGUUGUAAGGGAGGCUGUUUCUACUACUCGACUGAGCGACGGAAUGCUUCUGAUGAUGAGAUAUUGUUAACUGUCUUGACGUCUCAGGUAGAAAAUUAUGGGGUUUCCCAAGAUUUGCGGGGGACUGUGCCAGUGGCCACAGGAGGUCUUCCACUGGGACAUCUUUGGAGAUGAAGUCUGAUAUUACUGAUACGUGUUCACAGAUGAUGCUUCAACUCCACAAUAUGUACGACCCAAACAACGUAAGACAACAACUUGAUAGAUCUAGUUUCUCGUUAAACAAAUUGCUUCUUGACUGCUACUUUGAUUAUUCAUUUAGAUUAAUGUGAAGAUAAAGAUUGUUUCUGGAACACCUGCUGGAGCUGUAGCUGCAGAAUCUAAGAGGGCUCAAGCAAGCUGGGUUAUUUUAGACAAGUAAUAUCCAAAUUUCACACUCUUCUCAUACCUAUACCCCGAGUGCUGGCACUCUAGCUUUACGUGUCAUUAGAUUGUUCUUAGGUUGGAUUAGGUUGCUUUUCUCUCCUAAUUAUCUGUCGUUCGCUCAUCUCAUAUUAACGGUAUGCUUGUCUUCUUUUUUUGUUCUACAGACAGCUGAAGCAUGAGGAGAAACGAUGCAUGGAAGAGCUCCAAUGUAACAUCGUCAUAAUGAAACGUUCUCAACCCAAGGUUCUUCGCCUUAAUCUGGUCAGAUCUCUUGAGGCAGAGCCUCAGGUAGCCAGUAUGUUGCUUCCCGAGUUAAAUAAUGUCUCUGGAAAGCAAUCACAUGGCAGUGGGCCUCCAAAUUCCAUGCGUGUGCCUGAUGUUACACCCACAAGCAGUCCAGAUCUUGGCACACCCUUUACUACUACAGAGGCUGGAACGUCCUCAAUGUGCAGCUCAGAUCAUGGAACUUCCCCAUUUUUUAUUUCUGAAACGAAAGGAGUCAAGAAAAGUGAGAUCAUAGAUGCAAAACGGAGCCAUGGUUCGGAUGGUAGCAGCUCGGGUUCAGACGGUGAAAAUUUAAGUCCAUCAGGGCGCUUAGCACUUCAGCCAUGGGUCGCAGACAUUCUCAGUCAUGGACAAACACUGUCAAAGAAGGCUCAGGACACGUCACAAAGAUGCAGUAACAAAACACAGAUUUCCACUCCGAAUACCUUAGUAACAAAACUCUUCCAACAUAAUUUACACGCUGGAACGGACAUAUUAAAUUGUAGGUCAGAUAUGGACUUCAAUGGAAUUGUUUGGGAAGCAAUUUCGCUAUCCAGGAAUGCGCCCUCAGGUCCACCUCCACUAUGUUCAAUAUGCAAGCACAAGGCGCCAGUUCUUGGUAAACCCCCAAGGUGGUACAGUUAUGCUGAACUGAAACUUGCUACUGGUGGUUUUUCUCAAGCAAACUUCUUAGCAGAAGGAGGUUUUGGAUCUGUCCACAGAGGGAUCCUGCCAGAUGGGCAGGUUAUUGCAGUCAAGCAGCACAAGUUGGCAAGCUCUCAAGGGGAUCAUGAGUUUUGUGCAGAGGUAGAAGUUCUCAGUUGUGCACAGCACAGGAAUGUUGUGAUGCUAAUUGGAUUUUGUGUCGAGGACCAGAGAAGGUUGCUGGUUUAUGAAUAUAUAUGCAACGGCUCACUAGAUUCCCAUCUUUAUGGUAAAUCUUGAAAUCACCGUACUCUUUUGGAAAGGCUUUUAUUGGUAUCCUAUUGUUAUUCAAAUAAAUGAAUUCCGUUUUAUGCCAACCACGCACCAUUGCAUGAUUGAAAUUGAAUGCGAUCGAGUAUAUAUUAUAUUAUUAUUCGGAAAAUCUGUCGGUGCUCAUAUUUCAAUCAAUUUUCGUCGAAGUGAUGCAAUUUAUAGUCUGGUUUAUCCUGGUGGAAGCUGAUUUCCCGGGCACUGAAGUGGAAAUCUUUUGCAAAGAAACACACCUCUCGAUAUCAUUAUAAGUUGAUGAUCUUCUGGCCAUUUUCUCGGUCAUCCAUUAUCAAUAAACGAUCUUAUUUUUCUUAAGUUAUUUCAUUCUGCACAUGUUGUAGCUUGUACCCAAAUGUUAACUGGGGGGUUCGUUUCCAGGUUGUAACCGGGAACCGGUAGAAUGGCCAGCUCGUCAGAAGAUAGCUAUUGGGGCUGCCCGAGGCCUGCGGUACCUUCACGAAGAAUGCAGAGUGGGCUGCAUUGUUCAUCGCGACAUGAGGCCGAACAAUAUCCUUUUAACGCACGAUUUUGAACCUCUGGUACGCAUCACACAUCCUCAUCCUGGGGUACUUAACUGCGAAUAUGGUCUCGCAGUUUUUCUGUGAUCGUUUCCAUGAAAAAACUUGUAGACUUACUAAAACUCUUUAAGCUCAGCGAUUGCGCUUUGAUUGUCCCAUAACCUGCCAAGUGGAAAUUAUUAAAGCCUUUUUUGUGAUUUCUGUGUUUUUACUUGUCUGCAAUGACUUCCCAGGUAAUGUCUAUAUGUAUAUAUUAGUUUUUUCUUUUCUUUUCUUUUGGUUCUUCACCUCGAACUAGUGACAAUACACAGAUUGUGUAAGUUUUCUGCAGCUGACAUGACCAUAAUCAGUUCUUCACUGCGUACAGGUUGGAGAUUUUGGUUUGGCCAGGUGGCAACCCGACGGGGACAUGGGAGUGGAAACUCGAGUGAUCGGUACCUUUGGGUAGGUCCUUGAAGCUGAUUCAUCGUCUGCCACUAGAUGUCAAUUGUUUUCCCCUUGAAAAGCGGCGUCUGAGUGGCUUCCUAAACCCCAGAUACCUGGCGCCCGAGUACGCCCAGAGCGGUCAGAUCACCGACAAAGCCGAUGUUUAUUCCUUCGGAGUGGUCCUCCUCGAGCUUGUCACUGGGAGAAAAGCCGUCGAUAUCAACCGACCCAAAGGCCAGCAAUGCCUCACAGAAUGGGCAAGUAACUCCAUCAGCUGGAUUGAUAUCCCCCCUCCUCUCUCUCUACCUUUGGUUUGUGUUUCAAUUGGACUGGCUUCAUGGGUUUGACUUGACCAGGCCCGCCCUUUACUGGAAGAGAACGUGGUGGGGGAGCUGGUAGAUCCGCGCUUAGACAAGCAAUAUUCUGAGCAGGAGGUCUGCGCCAUGUUGCACGUGGUGUCCCUGUGCCUGCGGCGAGACCCCCACGCGAGGCCUCGGAUGUCUCAGGUGAGUCCCAUCACAUGUUCAAGGUUGAACCUUCCAUUUCUAGUAAUUAAUGGCGGUGGGUUUGGGCGAGAGCAGGUCCUUCGGAUUCUUGAGGGCGACGGCAUGGCGGAGCCGAGCUACCUCUCGACGCCCAGAUACGACCGCGGAAGCUGGAGCGGUCGCAUGUGGACGGACUCAGAGAAGAAGCUCUCCUGUGAGGAGGCUCUGAGAGCUGCUUACAGGGAGGAGAGGAGGAGGCCUUCCUCCUGCGAAGGGCUGCUCUGUAAGAAACAACCGACCAACUACCUCUUCCUUCCUUCUUUGUGUCUUUGUUUUCUUUUUAUUCUUUUUUUUUUCCUACAGAAAAGAAGCUGGAAGAGGAGCUGCACUCGCCGGAGGGAUUCGUUCGCUUGCGCUGACUUUUCUCAGGGUAACACGAGAGCAGAGCACCUCGAAACUCCAUGUCUUCGCCCUGUAUCAUCCAUCCAUCUCUUUGUUUUCUGCGACUACUGGUUUUACAUAUAA
This is a messenger RNA of Spirodela intermedia, 4240 nucleotides long. The record is from the annotation of a GenBank genome assembly. Lineage: Eukaryota; Viridiplantae; Streptophyta; Magnoliopsida; Alismatales; Araceae.